Phaedon cochleariae (mustard beetle) is the source of this 4290-nucleotide messenger RNA. Lineage: Eukaryota; Metazoa; Arthropoda; Insecta; Coleoptera; Chrysomelidae. The record is from the annotation of a GenBank genome assembly.
AUGGCCAUCGCGGGCCGAUCGGGCCGACACUUUGGCUUGCCCGACGCGGGCGGCCGGCCGCGGGUCGGGGGGCUGUUGUUUUGGGCGGCCGUGAUCGUUUCGAUCCCGCCGGGGCUCUUCGACUCCGAGGCCGUGGGCCGACGCGCGCUAGGUGCGCUGGGGACGACCAAUGGACCCAGACGUGUUUGUGAAAGCAUGGAUAUUAGAAAUUCACUGGAGUCGUUCAAGAAAUUAGAAAACUGCGAGGUGAUAGAAGGCUUCCUGCAAAUCCUGCUUUUCGACAGCGUCAACGAGACUGAAUUGUCUGAGAUGCAAUUCCCCUACCUGACUGAAAUAACAGAUUAUCUGUUGUUGUAUCGGGUAAACGGACUACGUAGCGUAGGACAACUUUUCCCGAAUUUAUCCGUGAUCCGCGGCCAAAAUACGUUUCUCGAUAAUGCGUUUGUGAUAUUCGAAAUGUCAACUCUACAAGAGAUCGGUCUCUAUUCCCUAUCCGUCAUCACCCGGGGAUCUAUCCGAAUCGACAAGAAUCCGUCUCUGUGUUUCGUGCACACCAUAGACUGGGACAGCAUCGUCAAAGACAAGACGGCGAAGAAGUUCGUCAAGAGCCUCAAACCCGCCAACGAGUGUCCCAUUUGCCCCUCUUCCAUCUACGGAAGGACCAGUGAUAGCCAUAGUAUUAGCGUUUCUUGCCCCAGAGCAUCUAGGAUUGACAGUGACAAUUACAUUAAUGCCAGACAUCUGUGCUGGAACAAGGACCACUGCCAGAAGAUUUGCCCGCUCAAUUGCAUGGCCUGCAACAACCGAGGACAAUGUUGCGACGGCUCUUGCUUGGCAUGCAGCGAUCGUGAUCCAAAGAUUUGCACCGUUUGCCACAAUUACAGUAUUGGUUUCGGAAGAAACAAGACAUGCCUCAACAGCUGUCCAAGGAAGUUAGUAGGGUACUUGGACAGACGUUGCAUAACGCCCUCGGAGUGCUAUAACAUGUCGAGACCCAUCCAGCUACAUGCUACCAGUGAUGUCGAAAAGCCCUACAAAAUACACGAAGAAUCCUGCGUUCUACAAUGUCCUGUCGAUUUCACAGAUAAUUACAAGACUCGUACCUGCGAUCCUUGUAGAGGAAGGUGUAACAAAACAUGCGAAGGUAUUACAAUAGACAGUGUGACUGCAGCAAAACAGUUGAGAGGAUGUACACACAUUGUAGGCAGUCUGGAAAUACAGCUAAGAGGAUCCACUAAUGUAACAGAAUUGGAAGAGAAUCUAAAGAUGAUAGAGGAGAUAUCGGAUUAUCUGAAAGUUGUGAGGUCGUUCUCAUUAGUCUCGUUGAAUUUUCUGAAAAACCUGAAGAGAAUUCGGGGGAAGAAUCAGGAAAGCAAAAGAUACGCGUUCAUCGUACUGGACAACCAAAAUUUGCAAGAAUUAUGGAGCGCAGAAAACCGAACUUUCAAGAUAGACAAUGGAACGUUUUACUUUCAUUUCAACCCUAAAUUAUGCUACGAUAAGAUAGAGAAAUUGAGAGAAAUCACUGGGCUCAAACCGUUCUCUGAAUUGGACGUUGCAAGAAACUCGAAUGGCGACAAAACAGCAUGUAACAUCAUACCGCUUCAACUCAACGUGACAGACAUAAAAAAUAAAGAGGUCACUUUGAGGUGGGUACCAUUUCAGAUUGAUGAUCAAAGGAAGCUCCUAGCUUACAGUGUGUAUAUCAGAGAAACGCCGUUGAGAAAUGUGUCGUUUUAUGACGGUCGAGAUGCCUGUGGGACAGAUGAAUGGCGAGUUGUUGAUUUUCCCAACCAAGAGGGCGAUGGCAUCAGAGUGAUGCAAUUGCAAAAUUUAAAACCCUACACUGAUUACGCACUCUAUAUGAAAACAUACACUAUUGCAAGUGAAAGGAAUGGAUCUCAAAGCGAAAUGAAGUAUUUUAGGACUUCACCAUCGAUGCCAACUUCUCCACUAAAUCUACAUGUUGUGAGCAACUCAAGUGACUCGUUGAGGAUAUCAUGGUCACCACCUGCCCAUCCAUAUGGUCAUAUUACUCACUACAUAGUUUCUGGAAAAAAGCAUCAGAAUGGAUAUUUGUACACAACAGACUGUCAAGAUUCUAUCACAAAAUUUCCCAAAGAGGACUACCGAAUUAUACCAUCAACCACACCCCUUCCACUGUCAAAAAAAGAUCAGUGUCAAUGUGAAGAUAACCCUCAGACAAGAACCAGCAUCGAUGAACAAGAGGAAUUAGGCAGAAUCAAGUUUGAAGAUGAAUUGCAUAACGAAGUGUAUGUAAAAAGUGAAUUACUCCUUGGUGAACCCAUUGAAGUGAACCAGGACAGUAUCCAGCCAGGGCUAGCCCAACGCAACCACGUUAGGCAAUCCAGGCCAACUACGAAGAAGAAGAGAGAGGUCGUAAUUUAUUCCAACAUUACACUUACCAACUCCACACCAACUGGCUUAUCUUCUAAUUCUCAUCCCGGCCCCGAAUAUAACCAAAUCCAGAACGUUACUGAAAACGGCACCAACAUAUGGGAGUCUUUCCAUUUUCCUAUUUAUGGAAAAACUCAUUUUUUCAUCAACAAGCUACAUCAUUACACCCUGUACGAUAUAAACGUGCAAGCAUGCAGAGAAGUUGAAGGGAAAGAUGAUAUUGACAGCCCUUGCAGUAGUACUAGCAUGCAAACUGAAAGAACUCAACCGAAAACCGGUGCUGAAAAUAUAAGCAGGAUCUAUAUCAACCAAAGUUUGGACACAGUAACAGUUUCAUGGGAGCCGCCAAGAGAUCCAAAUGGUGUGAUAUACAUGUAUUUGAUAGAGUACAAAAGAGAAGAUAUUGUGAAUGCAAGACCUACUCCGGAAUGUGUCAAUUCAAGAGAAAAAAACGAAACAAUGGUGUAUACGAUUCCGAAACUUUUUCCCGGCAACUAUAGCUUACUAGUUAGGGCGUAUUCUUCAGGAGGUGCAGGAUCUUCAGGCUACGUUUACUUCUACAUAAAAGAGCCCUCAUCAAAUACCGUUCUUAUUGUAUGCAUUAUCCUCGGUUUACUUUUCGCAGUUAUACUAGUUUCCGGAUUCCUAUGUAGGAAGCAUCAUAAGGAAAGAGAGAAUAUGAGACUUUUUCAAACGGUUAAUCCCGAAUAUGUUCCGAGUGUGUACGUCCCGGACGACUGGGAGGUUCCUCGGAAGAAAAUUGAUUUGAUCGAGGAGCUAGGCCAAGGCAGCUUUGGGAUGGUGUGGAAAGGAUUAGCACAUGACAUCAGGGGCAAGUCCGAAAUCAGGUGUGCUGUCAAGACUGUCAAUGAGCAUGCUACAAACAGAGAAAGAUUGGAAUUCCUGAAUGAAGCUUCAGUAAUGAAGGCUUUCGAUACAGCACAUGUAGUGAGAUUACUGGGAGUCGUUUCACAAGGCCAACCGACCCUGGUUGUCAUGGAACUGAUGGCGAAUGGCGAUUUGAAAUCGUAUCUUCGGUCCCAUAGACCGGACAUCGACAAUUUCGAUCCCAACCGCAUCAAACACCCCCCAUCCCUCAAGCAAAUCCUGCAAAUGGCCAUAGAAAUAGCCGAUGGCAUGGCCUACUUGGCAGCUAAGAAGUUCGUGCAUCGGGAUCUGGCAGCUAGGAAUUGCAUGGUCUCCGAGGAACUGACUGUUAAAAUCGGAGAUUUCGGGAUGACUCGUGACAUCUAUGAAACGGAUUAUUACAGAAAAGGGACUAAAGGCCUGCUGCCUGUCAGGUGGAUGGCCCCCGAAAGCCUCAAAGAUGGACUGUUCAGCAGCAGUAGCGACGUGUGGAGUUACGGUGUCGUCUUGUGGGAAAUGGCCACUCUGGCUUCACAACCUUACCAAGGCCUCUCCAACGACCAAGUCCUCAGGUACGUCAUCGACGGCGGCGUGAUGGAACGCCCCGAUAACUGCCCCGACAAGCUGUACACGCUGAUGCGCUUUUGCUGGCAGCACAAGCCGUCCGCCCGGCCGACGUUCCUGAAGCUGACGCAGCUGCUGCUCGACGACGCGAGCGCGACGUUCGCGCAGGUGUCGUUCUAUCACAGCGCGGCCGGCGCAGAGGCGCGCGCCCAUCGCAAGAGCCCGCCCCCGAACAGGGAAGACCCGGCGACGCCGCUGACGGACGCCUCGGAGAGGCUCGAAGGGUACACUCCAUCGCGAUCGCGGGACUCCGACGAACUGGACAUCGACACACACCACCGGUUCCCCUGCAUCUCGGAGAAUGGCGUCGGCGUCGUGGCGACGGCCAACGGGUACGUAGGUGGGUGCGCCACCAACGGAGCUGCGACGACGCAGUGCUAG